Messenger RNA from Necator americanus (New World hookworm), 957 nucleotides. RefSeq lists its product as uncharacterized. NCBI's taxonomy places the organism in Eukaryota, Metazoa, Nematoda, Chromadorea, Rhabditida, Ancylostomatidae. Bases 1 to 957 code for a protein of 318 amino acids. The transcript has 12 exons. The record is from RefSeq and is a predicted model, not a curated record.
AUGAUCUCUGGACCGUGUCGUCCUGCAUGCGAGCAGGAUUGCCGCUUUGGUCCAACAUGUGAUGCUAUGGACUGCACAGGACUAGAAAAAUGCUUCUGCAAAGAUGGCUACGUAUUACGUGACUUGAACAGUAGAAGACUUUCACACAAAAAGGAGGAAAUUACUAGUGCAACUCCCACUUUGGAUUCGGAAACUCUCGGAUCCGAUUUCCUCAUGAAUGUUACCACUGAGAAGAAUUUAACUUGUGCAGCAGUUAAGAGUAACUGUCGGCGGCAAAGAUCUUGGGUCACUAUUUUCAAAACAAACAAAGAGAAGGUUGUUUUAUUUCUAGAUGAAGCGUGGAUACUUUUGGUGAUGUUCUGGAAAAAAGAAGUAAAGCCACCGGAAUUCACAUUGAAAGAUGUGACAUUAGCGAAAGCGUUACCAUUUUUAUCGGUUACUAUAACGCCGGAUGUGUACAUUAUUGCCGGUACCAGCAACCAAUUGGUUAACCAUCGAGUUGAGAAUGAGAGUCCAUUUCCAGUUGUGAUAAAGGUUCUCGCCACGGCACCAAAACGCUUUUUAAUAUCAAAAAAUAAUUUCUUCAUAGAUCAGAAGUCUUCUAUUAAUGUUGAGAUAAAGUUGUUAGCUGGUCCGAUACGAUCUCACCGUCUGGAUUUCCUAAUUCUUCCCUGUAUCAACAUUCUGGAUCCUAACUGGAAAAGUAAUCCUGUCGCCGCAUUUAAUUCCCCAUACCGACCUAUUUAUAGACAUGUUCGCUACAAAGCUCCUCGCCCUUGGAGCACGGCCGUUGACGACAUUUUUCGGUCUACGUUUGAGAUAUCGGAAAAUAUAUCGAAAGUCUAUGAAGAAACGGGGAUUUUCUCUUCGAAGCGAGAGAAUAUUACCUUAAAUGAAUUCAUUGUGCUCGACCAAGUGUUUGGACAAAAUCUUGAAAAGGAACAAAAUAUUCCAUGA